Aspergillus glaucus CBS 516.65 is the source of this 970-nucleotide messenger RNA. RefSeq lists its product as uncharacterized. The transcript is spliced from 6 exons. Lineage: Eukaryota; Fungi; Ascomycota; Eurotiomycetes; Eurotiales; Aspergillaceae. The record is from RefSeq and is a predicted model, not a curated record. Gene Ontology annotation, molecular function: tricarboxylate secondary active transmembrane transporter activity. Gene Ontology annotation, cellular component: mitochondrion. Bases 1 to 840 code for a protein of 279 amino acids. Gene Ontology annotation, biological process: mitochondrial citrate transmembrane transport; alpha-ketoglutarate transport.
AUGCAUACCGCAUGUCCAGGAUCUUGUUUUCAAUCUCCAACAGCUCCUUCAAUAUACUGUCACGGUACAAGCUAUCCGAAUCCUCGAAUUCUGAGCGGAUCCGCCGGAUUGUAUCCGCCCAUGGAAGGUCAACCUCGGGGAAUUGUAGAGUCCCAUUGUCCAGCCAAUAGACACGAUACAUUAAAGGAUGCCGUGCGAAAAACGUGGUCGCGUGGAGGUUUCACGGCGUUUUAUCAGGGAUUGAUUCCCUGGGCUUGGCUAGAAGCGUGCACCAAAGGGGCAAUCCUAGUCCUAACAUCGACUGAGAUUGAGCACCAUGCACAAACUAAAUUCGAUGCUUCACCCACUGUAUGUAGUGUCCUCGGUGGUAUCGGCGGAGGCUUCGCUCAAGCCUAUCUAACAAUGGGCACGACGACUUGUAUGAAGACUGUCGAAGUAACACGGACCAAGGAAGUAUCCAAGCCAGGCAAUAAACCUUCUAGUCCAAUGAAAGUCUUUUUUGAGAUUCUCCGUGAAAAAGGCAUCCGCAGCAUUACCGGUUGGUCCUCACGAAUCGGGAUCUCUCGAUUUGCCAAAGAGAGUAUUCGGGGUAUUACCGGGAAGCUUAAAGAGGAAAGGUCGCGGUUUGGAGAGAAGAUACUCGCGUCAACUAUUGGCGGUGCGUUGAGUUGCUGGAAUCAGCCAUUCGAGGUCCUCCGGGUGGAAAUGCAAUUCAUGAAAAAUGAUCCAACGCAUCCUGCACAUCCAACGAUUGUUUCGACCUUCGCGCACAUUGUCAAAAUGGAAAAAGAGCAAUUCCCUAUUGGUGCUGAAAGUGCUGGGAUCUUGGGAAUUCUAUAAUGUUUCAAAUGCCAUGCAUUUCAGGACUUUAAUCACCAGCAAGUCGGGGUUAUGUUCUAACCCCCAAGGACCCGUUGGCAGGAUUCAAAGUCCGCACCUAAUCUACAAAUACCAGGCGGUUGUUGCUGAC